AUAAAAAAAAAUCAUAUUAAUCACAGUGACACUGACAGUUUUAAAAGUGAGGUUAGAUUUUGACGCCUGCCCAAUCACUCGGUGUUUAAUUUUUCGUUCUGGGCGGAUACUCGACCCUAUUUUCAACGUUUUUCACAACGAAAUCGAAAAGACACGCGCCCCCUUCGCACAAAACAACCCAGUAAGUAAAAAAAGAUGGAUUAAAACGCACGUUAUUCCCGCAAACAAUAAGAAAACACAAAAGAUGUCACAGUCGGGUUCGAAUUUAAUGUACGAUUCAGACAUGCCCGAUUCGGAAGGUUCCAGUUCGAUAGAUACCACGAAAAAGAAAUGUUCUAUAAGCGGAGAGGUUCGAGUUAAAAUGGUUACGGUGAAACACCCGGAAAGUAACAAACCAAAACCCACGGUUAAGAAGAGUAAACAACCGGUCCAAGCCGAUUUGGAUAUAACCAAGGAAUUUUUAAGGUGUAAAGAAGAGGGUAUUAAGCGGUUAGAUUUAAGUAAAUCAAAUAUAACUAAUUUACCGGCUUCUGUAAAAGAUUUAACGCAUUUAUCGGAAUUGUAUUUGUAUGGGAAUAAAUUGGUGUCUUUACCGGCGGAAAUUGGUUAUUUGGUUAGUUUACAAACGCUAGCUUUAAACGAGAAUAGCUUAACUAGUUUACCGGAUUCUUUGGUGGGGUUACGUUCGAUUCGCGUUUUGGAUUUGCGCCAUAAUAAAUUGAACGACAUCCCUGAUGUAGUUUAUAAAUUAACAUCUUUAACUACAUUAUUUUUAAGAUUUAAUCGCAUCCGAUAUGUGGGGGAUGAGAUCAAAAAUUUGACUUGUUUAACCAUGCUUAGUUUAAGAGAUAAUAAAAUUAAAGAACUCCCCCCUGGGAUUGGCAAAUUAAUAAAUUUAAUUACUUUCGAUGUAUCUCAUAAUCAUUUGGAGCAUUUACCUGUUGAAAUUGGGCAUUGUAUUAAUUUAUCGACGUUGGAUUUGCAGCAUAAUGAGUUAUUGGAUGUUCCUGAUAGUAUUGGGGAGUUGCAAUUUUUGACUCGAUUGGGGUUAAGAUAUAAUCGGUUAAGUUAUGUUCCACCCACUUUGUCUAAUUGUAAGAGGAUGGAGGAUUUUAACGUUGAGGGGAAUGCGAUUUCGCAACUUCCUGAGGGGUUACUUUCGAGUUUAUCGGCGUUGAGAGGGAUUACUUUGUCGCGGAAUAAUUUUACUGCUUAUCCAUCCGGGGGGCCGGCCCAAUUCACGAAUGUUGACUCGAUCAAUUUGGAACAUAAUCAAAUCGAUAAGAUACCUUACGGGAUUUUUUCGCGCGCUAAAACUUUAACCAAGUUAAAUAUGAAGGAGAAUCAAUUGACCUCGUUGCCUUUGGAUAUAGGGACGUGGGUUAAUAUGGUCGAGUUGAACUUGGGGACGAAUCAACUGAGUAAAUUGCCUGAUGAUAUACAAUGUUUGCAAAGUUUGGAGGUUUUGAUUCUUUCGAAUAAUUUGUUGAGGCGGGUUCCUCCGAGUAUUGGGAAUUUGAGGAAGCUUCGCGUGCUCGAUUUGGAGGAGAAUCGCUUGGAGACACUGCCGAAUGAUAUUGGGUGUCUGCACGAAUUAAAAAAAUUAAUCGUGCAAUCGAAUCAAUUGACGUCGUUGCCGCGGGCAAUCGGGCAUUUAUCGAGUUUGAUCUUUUUAAGCGCCGGGGAAAAUAAUUUGGGGUAUUUACCCGAAGAAAUCGGGACGUUGGAAAACUUAGAGUCGCUCUACAUCAACGACAACCCCUCAUUACACAAUUUACCAUUCGAAUUAGCACUGUGUUCGAACCUCCAAAUAAUGAGCAUCGAAAAUUGUCCUUUAUCCCAAAUUCCCGGGGAAAUCGUAGCGGGGGGGCCCUCAUUAGUUAUUCAGUAUUUAAAAAUGCAAGGUCCUUAUCGUGCCAUGUGAUGUAACGAGUAAUGUUUUUGUUUAAAUUGUAAAUUUUAAGUAUUAUUUUUUAUGGUUCACUUAAUAGCUCUCUCAAUCGCCAAAAAAAAAUUAUUAAAAAAUUAAUUUGUUAUAAAAACUCACAAAUAUACGCACAAAACCCAUCCUGUUAAAAAAAAUUAUUAAUUAAGUCUAGUCUCUGUUUCAAGCUGUCCAAAUUUGAAAAAAAUAACAAAAAAUUGUAUUAAAAAAAAAAUGUGUCAUAUGUAUAGUUAAAAAAUUAAAGAGAAAUUAGAUUAAGAUUUAAAAGAAAUUAAUCGAAUUUCUUCGUUAAUAUUAACGUCUUAAGAAGUCUUUCAAAUUAAUCUAAAAAGAAAAAUUGAAUAAAAAUUAAAAAUAGAUUAAAAUCGAAAUGUAAAUAAUAAAUUUAAUAAAAUCUAUUACUCAAAAGAAAUUAAUUUUAAGAAAUUAUGUUAUUUUGAUUGAAACGAAACGAUUGGAACAAAGAAUUAUGAUUAAUUAUCGAUUAAACUGGCUGAUUAUGUUUUUUUUAUAAAAAUAACGAAUUUGUUAAUUAUACACCUUAUUAUUGUCCCCGAACCGUUUGUACUUGUAUUUAUAUAAAUGAAUAAAUUAUGGAAAAUAUAUAUUGGAGAAAUUAUCGAUUAAAUUAACGCGGAUAAGAUGAAGAAAAAGAGUUAAUGAUAAAAUAAAAAUUGUUAGUCGCUGUAAGCCAUGUCAUAAAUAAAUAUUUCGUCAUAAA
This is a messenger RNA of Onthophagus taurus, 2666 nucleotides long. RefSeq names its product leucine-rich repeat protein shoc-2 (gene Sur-8). NCBI's taxonomy places the organism in Eukaryota, Metazoa, Arthropoda, Insecta, Coleoptera, Scarabaeidae. The record is from RefSeq and is a predicted model, not a curated record. Gene Ontology annotation, molecular function: protein binding. Gene Ontology annotation, cellular component: cytoplasm.